AUGGCCACCGAACUCGGCCCUUCCAAGUUCACGGCUGAAAACCACAUCCUGCUGGACCAACCCUUACUUCGGCUGCCACACGAGCUCGUCAAGAGGAACUUCAAAAACACUCAGAGACUUUACGAGAGAGAGCGGGAGCAUAUCCUGCCGACACUCAAGGAUGCAGCCAAUGCAUCUCUUACUUCGGGACAGGCCCCAGAGCAGACGCUCGCCUCACUUGAUGCCAUGAUUGCUAGAAUGCAGAACUUCAAGCGAAAACUGGACAAGCUCAGCUCGGAAGAGGACGAAUUACACGAGCACACAUCCAAGCGAAUAAAACAUUUGCAGGAUCUUUUCCAGAUCACCUCGCUCAGCGAUGUGAAAUACGACGAGUGGUCUCGUACAAGAUUAGACCGCCUCCUCGUUGACCACCUCCUCCGGUCGGGUUACUCGAAGACAGCAUCUUCAUUGGCCGAAGCGAAACAAAUAUCACACCUGAUAGACCUCGAGACUUUCACAGCAUGUCAUAGGAUCGCAGCAUCAUUGGGACGGGGAGAAACAAAGGAGGCUUUGACAUGGCUUAAUGAAAAUCGGAACUCGCUCAAGAAGCUGAUCAAAGCGCCCUUGAAGACUACAACACUCGAGUUUGAGCUGCGGCUGCAACAGUACAUUGAGCUGGUACGAGCGAACAAGUCAAUCGAAGCCAGAGAGCAUGCCGCGACAUACCUCUACCCUCACUCGGAAAGUCGACCAGAGCCAGUGUUUCAAGCGGCCGGCCUCCUAGCACAGCCUCCAGAAACACUGGCGGAACCCUACAAGCAGCUUUUCAGUGCUGCGCGCUGGCCGUAUCUCUCGAGCUUAUUUGUCGAGACGCAUCAUACCCUACUGACCAUACCUGUGCAACCUCUUCUACAUGUGGCGUUGUCUGCCGGCUUGUCUGCCCUCAAGACGCCGGCUUGUCAUUCUGCUUUCAAUCCAGCAUCGUCAAGCACACCUGGGCAUGCUCGAAUAGCGACUAACACGUCGCUAUGUCCCAUAUGUUCAAUGGAGCUCAAUGAUCUAGCCCGCAAUGUGCCUUAUGCACAUCAUACUACAAGCUCGGUGGAGUCAGACCCGGUUGUACUGCCGAACGGUCGAAUAUAUGGUCGCGCCAGGCUCGAAGAGUUGCAGCGAAAGCUAACCAUGGCUGGUGUCGGGGGAGAGUCCGUUGCAGAAACGGGAAUCGGCAAGGAAGGUGAGGUAGUGGAUCCGACUACAGGCGAGAAGUUUGGAUGGCACGAGGUCAAGAAGGUGUACAUUACAUAG
Cyphellophora europaea CBS 101466 is the source of this 1284-nucleotide messenger RNA. RefSeq lists its product as uncharacterized. Gene Ontology annotation, cellular component: cytoplasm; nucleus; GID complex. The transcript is spliced from 2 exons. Gene Ontology annotation, biological process: proteasome-mediated ubiquitin-dependent protein catabolic process. The coding region runs from base 1 to 1284 and encodes 427 amino acids. NCBI's taxonomy places the organism in Eukaryota, Fungi, Ascomycota, Eurotiomycetes, Chaetothyriales, Cyphellophoraceae. Gene Ontology annotation, molecular function: protein binding; ubiquitin protein ligase activity. The record is from RefSeq and is a predicted model, not a curated record.